GCCCGACAAUCUUAGUGUAUAAUGGAACAUAGAAGAGACUCAAGCAGGUCAAGGCUUAAUGGAGAUCCUCUCUCAGCUGAAGAGCUACAGAGGGAAUUGGAUCGGACAAAGAUCAAGUUUGAUAAAGAAAGAAAUUAUUUAUUACAGAAAAUAGAACUAAUGGACAUGAAACUUAAAGAAGCCCAAGAAAGGGAACAUAGUAUUGAGAAAUUACAUAAUACAAUGCUUAAGGCUUUUAGAGAGGAUAAUUCUUCAGAGAAGGAAAACCAAAUGGCCAAGCAGUACGAAGUGCUAUCUGAGCAGCAUAAGAGAGAGCUAGCUGAAGCUGAGAAGACCUUUGACUCCCAGUUAGGUCAUUUAACUCAGAAAUAAUGUUGAGCUUCAGGAAAAAUGCACUUCUCUUAACGAAACCUGCACUGGCUUACAAGAUGAAGUCAAGAAAAUGCUUGAGAAAAAUACCGAAUUGGAGAAGGAAAUACUCAUCUUAAAGAAGGACCAAGAGAUCGAAAAGCGCAUGGAAAUUGAAAAAUUUGUUAGGCAAAACUCAGAAGACCGGGAAAACAUUGAUUCCAAAUGGAAAAUUGAAUUUGACAAAGCUAAUGUUGCUCAUAAAGACAAAGAGCAGGAACUAUUAGACAAGCUUUCUCAAGCAAAUGAUGAUAUCCUACUAUUAAAACAAGAGUCUGCUAAAAAUGCUCAGAAUAGUAUAAUAAUGAACUCUGAAAGAUUCAUGAUAAUGAGUCAAGAGAAUGAGAAGCUAAAGAAUGAAAAUGCUAGGCUAAAGAGAAACUCCAAAACUUUUGAAAAGCAAAUAGAGAAAAUGAAGAACGAGCACUACCAGUAUAUGGACUUGGCUAAUGAACAUGAGGAUAUGGAGACUAUUAUCGAUCUAAAUCAGAAAUUAGAAAGAGAACUUGCUCUCAAAGAUGAGGAGAUAGAGGAAAUGGCUCACAAUUUUAACAAUGCUUUGACCGGGGAAAGCAACAAAGUCCAGACAUUAUUAGAGAAAUCUCGCCAAAAUAAGGAAAAGUAUGAAGAGAAGAAGGGGAAGUUGUUAAAGACUAUUGCAGACCAAGAAGAGCAGAUUGAAGGUCUGAAACAACUCUUGAAUAAUAAGAGUUCAAAUGCGAGUACUCCUUCUUCCAAGCGAUUAGGAGAUUUAAAUUUCAAUGGGUUUUCUAAUACAGAAAUGACCUUGUUGAGAAUGUGCCAGAAUAUGGUUGACUCUGCAAGCUUGAUGGAAUGCAGUAAGUGAGGUGUCUCACUUGAGCCAACAGCUUUCCAUGAGCAUAUUGUCAACAAAAAUGAUUGUACAGGGAAUAAUGCAGAUAACUAUGAUUUCACAAUGAGGCUUGAUGAUGAGAUAUCUAGUAUUCAUAAUUAUGACAAAAAUUUAAACCUUCACUCAAACAAGAGCUCUAAAAUGGAACUCAGUAAUUUCGAGUUGAGUAAGCCAAGAAGUUUGAGCAGGAGAGAUUUCAAGUUUGGAGGUUGAAACCAUCAGGUUUCUGGUUCUUUUGUAAGGCAGCUACCAGAUCCUGCUACUAGUUGUCAAAAUUUAGAGGGAAAUUUUAACUCCACCUGCCAAAAUCCAAUGAUUAUGAAUAUGAGCAGGCCUGCUUGUCAAAGUGUAGUUGGUGGUCUCAGUUGUAGUGGGCAAUUCACCCAAGGUUUUGAUGGAAUGCUGUCCCAUCACGGUCAAAUCAUGGCUUCUCAGGCAGAUUUACAGCCAAGCCACACUGUAAGCAAUGACAGAGUAGUCGAAAAACUUGAAACUACAGAACAUAUGCUUAAGAAAAUGGACAGGAAAGUUGACAAACUCCAAAAAGAAAAGCAUGCUUAUGCGAAGCAACUUAAGAAACUUACCAAGAGACUGAGUAGUUCAGUUUCAGCAAGCAGAGAUGGAAUGAUCUUUAGUGCUAGAAAUAGUUUCUAUCCAUCAUCAAAGAAGAUACAGAAGAACAGAGAAGUUGGAGAUUCUGAAAUCAACUUGAACCUCAGUGAUACAAACGAGACUCCUAAGGCAAAGCUUAAGAUUAAGAGUAAAGGAAAUACUAGAUAUAACCAGAUUCCAAAACAAAUAGUUGUAAAUAAAAAGGAGAGUCCGAAGUAUACUAAAAUGUUUGGAAAAUAUGAGCAGGAGCGGGAAAUUAAUGUGGAUAGUAGCAUUGAGAAGACAUCUAACAACUUCACAGCUGUCAAUACGAGUAUAGUCAAACAUGCAGUGGCUAGUCCUGGGGAUGAUUCGAAUGAUUAUGACGAUGAUAUGGAUGAAUCAGUACCAUUUUCAAAACAUCUUUGCUCAGAUAAAGAAAACCAAAAUACUUUAAAAGAGCACACUAUUAAUAACAAGGAAAGAUUUAUGAUUAAAAAGCCAAGAAAGCUUGUAAAAACAAAUCGAAGUGAUUUUAGUAAUCCUAGGAAAAAUAUUCUUGAUUACCAUUCAAACCCCAAAGUUUUGAAAAAUGUCAGGAAAAUGGUAUAA
Messenger RNA from Moneuplotes crassus, 2485 nucleotides. Lineage: Eukaryota; Ciliophora; Spirotrichea; Euplotida; Euplotidae. The record is from the annotation of a GenBank genome assembly.